CAAAACUAAAAUUUUUUGCUUUCGGUUUUAAUGAUACUCCAACAGAUGGAGUUCGUCAGCCCUGAAGGUCUUCGUCUAGAUGGCUGCCGUCCCAUGGAAAUGAGGCAAAUUCGAGCAGAGAUGGGUGUUGUAGCCAAAGCUGACGGUUCUGCUAUGUUUGAGAUGGGUAGCACCAAAGUUGUUGCUGCUGUGUAUGGCCCUAGAGAGGUUCAAAAUAGGAGCCAACAACUGAAUGCUAAUGCACUGGUGCAAUGUGAAUACACCAUGGCAAAUUUUAGUACUGGAGAUCGGAUGAGAAAACCAAAGGGUGAUAAGUCGAGAUCCACAGAAAUAUCUCUAGUUAUUCGCCAAACCAUGGAAGAAUGCAUUUUGACAAACUUAAUGCCGCGGUCUCAGAUAGACAUUUUUGUGCAACUUCUCCGAGCAUGAUGAUCAUUUUUUCCCCAAAGGACA
This is a messenger RNA of Argentina anserina (silverweed cinquefoil), 453 nucleotides long. RefSeq names its product exosome complex component RRP41 homolog. Gene Ontology annotation, biological process: rRNA catabolic process; poly(A)-dependent snoRNA 3'-end processing; U4 snRNA 3'-end processing. The coding region runs from base 31 to 429 and encodes 132 amino acids. Gene Ontology annotation, cellular component: cytoplasmic exosome (RNase complex); nucleolus; nuclear exosome (RNase complex). The transcript has 7 exons. The record is from RefSeq and is a predicted model, not a curated record. Lineage: Eukaryota; Viridiplantae; Streptophyta; Magnoliopsida; Rosales; Rosaceae.